CUUACAUCAUCUGGUUCCUCGAUCUGGAAGCAAAUUUUGGAAGUCGGACCAUGACUGCGAUUUAGAAUGGACGUGGCCCAAGACUGUGUGACAUGGCUGGGUAAGCGUUUGGAAAAAUAUUCAGUCUCAACUGUAUGGGACACUAUCAGAAGGAGGCAGCCUAGAGUAAGUUGGUGGAGAGUCGUUUGGAAUAAGUUUGUCUUACCUCAAAACAGUGUGCAGGUCUGGUUGAUUAUGAUUAACAGAAUUGCUACAAGGGACAAACUCAAAAUGUGGGGCGUUAUCAAUGAUAGUACCUGUGUGUUUUGUAGAGCAGCAGAGGAGUCUCGUGAUCACUUGUUCUGUCAGUGUGUUUAUAUGCAGGAGAUGAUUGUUACUCUGCUGCGAGAGGGGGUUGUGCUUCCCGGGAGUUGGUUUGACCUGCUGGAGAGUAUUGAAGCCAGAUUUAGGAAGAAUGGGAGUUGUGGGGAGAUUGAAGCAUCAAUAUGGUGUUGGUGCAUCUGUGUUGUGUGGAAAGAGAGGUGUCGAAGGAUAUUUGGAGAACAACCUCGUGCUAUUGUAGUGUGGAAAGAGAGGUGUCGAAGGAUAUUUGGAGAACAACCUCGUGCUAUUGUAGUGUUGGCUGAGCAAUUAAGGGAGGAAAUCAAGCUGUUUGUUGUGGCUCAUCCUGAGUUUCAGAUUCAAUUGAGAAAAACCCAAACCUGCUGUAAAUGUUUAACUGAAUAGAUGUUUGUUUUCUAUUGGGGAUUCCUUGUAAAGGACUAUUGUGGGCGGUUGCCAAUGUAUUUUUCGAGCUCUUGUGAUGUGUUUAGCCAAGGGAGUGCUUAAUGGUAAAGUCAACUUACCGAAAAAAAAAACUUAUCUUGGAAAGUAAUUAGGUUAUAUGUGAUUGACUGUUAUUCAGGAUAUGCAUUGUUAUUACUAUCUGGUUUUUUAAGCGUUUAUUUUAAUAUGAACCUUCAAAUCUUAUGAUUUUAUGAUUUUAAUCUACGAUUCUGAUAUUAUCUCAUUUUCAAUUUUAGGUAAAAUUACGAUUCUAAUUUUACCAUACAAAUUGAUUCAACAUUUUGACUAGUUUUUAUUUUAAAUUAAGUAUAUAUACAAGGUAGAAAGAAAUUGGUUAAAAAUUGAGAAAAAUAUUUUAAAUUAGUGUAAUAAAAUGUGUAAGUUGGUAACGAGUAACGAGUAAGUUACUCGAUGCGCUGACCCGAUCAACUUGCAACUCGAUCCGCCCUCAACCUGCCUUAUCCAAAACCUGAUGAACCCGCAACCCGAUUUGUCGCAACCAGAUUGAACACGAACUGGAUGAACCCGCAACCCGACUAACCCGUACCCCAAUGAAUCCGAAACCCAACUAGCCCGCAACCCGAUUGAACCCAUCCGAACCCGCACGAUUGACACCUAUAGUAACAAUCCGAUCUAAGCAGACAAGUCAAAUAGCAGAGAAUUCCUAGGCAUUGAAUGUGCUUUCCAGAUGAAUAUGUACCAAGGGAGUGAGGGUUUCUUGGCUCGAAUGGAUUCCCACACCACUUAAAUUUUAUACUUAGGGAGAUAGACAUAUUUCCAGCAUACCCCUAUGUUCUGCAGAUUCAGCUUCCACCUAGCUUUAACCCUUAUUUUCAUUACUUUGUCCAACAACCAUGAUCCCCUAGUUUGCACAUCCCAUAUCCUAAGAUUCCUCAGUCUAUAUUCUUUAAGUAAGGCUAUCCAUAAGGUUUUCUCAUUAUUAAGCACUGCCCAUAAAUGCAUGAUCAAGCAAGCAUGAUUCCAGGAUUAUAGAUCCUUGAAACCAAGACCACCCUCUUCUAUUGGGAGGAAAAUCAUAGCCCAGGUAACCUUAGCUUUUUUAGUUCCAUCACCAAUUUUCCUGAGAAAAUCAGAAUACAACCAAUCAAUCUCUUUAAUAACUUUCUUAGGACAGUUGAAAGACAUUUAACCAGAAUUGAGUGAUACUUGCGAGGGCCGAGAUAAUGAGUUGGAUCCUCCCAACAUAAGAUAACAGAUGAGCUUGCCUACAUGAAUACGUUUUGUAAUUCUAUUAAUCAGUUGUUUACAAUCAGUUACUCUCAAAUUCCCUGCAACCAAAGGCACUCCUAGAUAGCGCACUAGUAAUAAGCCUGCCUUGAAUCUAGAACCCCUUACUAACAUCUCUUUAACCUCCUCACUAACCCCAACACAAUAUAUUCCACUCUUGCUAGGCCUACAUUUCAAGCCAGAAGCUCUAUAAAAAUGCUCGAAAAUCCCAACUACUACCUUCACCCCCUUUUCUGAUUCAUUGUGAAAAUAAGUAGGUCAUCAACGAAGCUCAAAUGGGUUAAACCAACUUUUCCACAUUGCGAAUGAUAAGGCAGAACACCUCUUGCAGCAGCUUUGUUAAGCAUAUAUGAUAAGGCCUCCAUUGCCAUUGCAAAGUGAUAGGGGGAGAUAGGAUUCUCUUGUCUCAUCCCUUUUUUGCUUGAAAAUUUCCAACUAAUCCACCAUUAAAGCAAACAGAGAAAGAAGCAUUACACAAACACUUCAUAAUCCAAUUAAUGAAUUGCACAGUUAAGC
This is a messenger RNA of Linum trigynum, 2550 nucleotides long. The record is from the annotation of a GenBank genome assembly. NCBI's taxonomy places the organism in Eukaryota, Viridiplantae, Streptophyta, Magnoliopsida, Malpighiales, Linaceae.